Rotaria sp. Silwood1 is the source of this 2094-nucleotide messenger RNA. The record is from the annotation of a GenBank genome assembly. Lineage: Eukaryota; Metazoa; Rotifera; Eurotatoria; Philodinida; Philodinidae.
AUGAAUAGUGCCGAGCGCAUUAGAUUUCAUCGUCAAAGAAUUCUUGACAUUAGUGGUCGCCUUAAAUAUAUAUGUGAAGCAAAUGCAGCUGCUGGACAAAUUGAAAGUACUGAUAAUAUGAAUCAAGAUAAUAAUCUAACAUAUGUUAAUGAUGAACAAAUCGAUAAUGAUGCAAUCAACAAAUAUUUUGAUGAAAUCUGUGAAGUAAACGACAACGAAAAUGAAUAUGAAGAAUUAAAGAACAACAAUAGCAAUAAUGAAUCUAAUUCUUGUUCUGAUAUUGAUAAUAUGAAUCGAAAUGAUAAUUUAACAUAUGUUAAUGAUGAACACAUCGAUAAUGAUGCAAUCAAUGAAUAUUUUGAUGAAAUUUAUGAAGUAAACAACAAUGAAAAUGAAUAUGAAGAAUUAAAUAGCAGCAAUAGCAGUAAUGAACAUGAUUCUGAUUCUGAUCGUGGUAUUGAUUUUCGAACAGAUACUGAAGAUGAAGAUGAUAAUAAUAAUAACAUUCCUCUUUAUCCGAAUAGCUUUAAAACUCUUCGUCAAGCUUAUACAGCAAUAAAAGCAUUUAUUAUUAAGUGUAAUUUGACGUUUACACAUAUAUUAUAUUUAAUAUCGUUGUUACUCUUCUUAUUACCCUCUGGUCAUCGUUUAACUCGAUCAGGUAUAGUUAAUGCCGCUGAUGGAAAAUGUUUAUCUACAUGUAUUCUUUACGGGAGUAAAAGGACAGCUGACUCUUUAACUGAAUUGUGUAUAGCUAAUGUGUUUGAUCGAACUAAAUGCGUUGUGAAACGUAAUCUAUCAUUAAUAUUAGAAUAUCAAAAACGUGCUAAUCAUAUUUUACCUAACGACAUUGUCAAUAGUUCCGUGUAUAAUAAACUACAUCAAGAUAGUAAAUAUCAUCGUUUAACUUUAAUGAUUCAUUGUGAUGGUAUACAGAUGAUUACAACUAAAUCAAAGAAGUUUUACGUUGUUACUGGCACAUUGUUAGAAAUUCCACCACCACUUCUUCGUCAAGAUUAUUUUGUGGAAUUUAAAAAAAUUUAUCUAAAUGUAUUUAAUGAAACAAUAACUACUGAUUUUCCAUUAUUUUGUCGUUUCGUUCGUGGCACACUUAAAUUUAAUUCGUUAAUGUACAGCAGAAUUGGUUCCAGAUUAAGCAACAUCGUUUCCUUUAAAGAUAAUCGAUGUCCUGUGAACAAAUCCAAAUGUUUUGGUAUUAUAAUUUGGUAUUUUAACUAUCAUUCAGAAAAUUAUGCAUUUAUUAAACGAUUAACAUGUACAAAUGCUGUAUUAAGAACUCAACGUAAUGAUCAGUUUGCAACUGUAGCACAUGAUUUUAUCGAUCGUUUUUAUAAUCUUAUUGAUUUAAACGUGUUUAAAUUAACUAUUGUCAUGAUAUCAAGAACAAAAGCUAUUACUCAUGUACUAUUCAAGACUAGAACCAACGAUGAAGAUAUGAUUGCACCAUUAGACAAAUGUAAUAUUACAAAUGAUGAUACAGUUGAAUAUCGACGUGGAGAACACGUUUAUGAAGGUCCAUUAACAACAGUUGGUCCAAAAUCAUUUUGUGAUAAAUUGUUGAAGAAAAUGAGUGGUCAUUCGACCGACUACUUAUAUUCCUCAUUGCCAGAUGAUGAUGAUGAACAAGAUGAAGAUGAUGGUUAUUUAAAUGGUGCAAAAAGUACUCAAGGUCUGAAUGUAAUUGCCGGUUCAAUAGGAUCAUCUUCUAUCAUUCAAAUAAAAUCACCGACUACUGCUGUGAGUACUAAUGAUUCUCAUGUGGUACAAAAUAUUGAACCGACCACAUUGUCAUCUGCUGGAAAUUAUUCAUUAGAAUCAACAUCAAUUCAAAUGAUCGAAUCUAUCAAUUUUGCUCCUAUGGCGUCGAAUGAAGUUUCAAUCGAAAAUUUACCUGGUGCAUCAACAAUGUCACCAUUAUCAGCAGCCACAAAGAUUCACGAAUCUGAAACUUGUGAGAAAGAAAAUCGAAAUGUUCAUACACCUGUCUCAAAGAAACGCUCAAUUCCACUUCUACCAUCAUCAUCGAAUAAACUUUCUCCAGGUAUGCGUUUUAUUUCUCUUUAUCGUUUUUAA